Orbicella faveolata is the source of this 3068-nucleotide messenger RNA. RefSeq lists its product as uncharacterized. NCBI's taxonomy places the organism in Eukaryota, Metazoa, Cnidaria, Anthozoa, Scleractinia, Merulinidae. The record is from RefSeq and is a predicted model, not a curated record. Gene Ontology annotation, molecular function: protein binding.
GGUUAUGCGCAGUAUAUUUUUCAGACUAAGGCGCAGUUUCUGUUUCGGAAGUGGGGAGUGCAUGCUCUUAAAACAAUUUUGUGUCAGUGUGUUUGACCCAGUAACCACCGGAAACCACAGCGGAAUAUAAUGUCAUUGUCACACUCAGUGAUGACGUUACACGCGCGGUCCUAUAGAAAGGUGUGAGAACUAUCAACGCGUCUCACAUGCGUAUAAAUACUCGAGGGUACAUUGAGUCGGUGUUCUUUACAGAUGUUUAGCCAGUACGUGCCGCCCUGACCAGAAGUAAUCACACAAAGUUGGAGUCAGUUGAGCAAUAUUUAUUCAAGAGUCGCCGAAGAGAAGACGUGGUUGCCAAACAGAAAUGACAAAUCACCCGGGUGCGCAGUCUCAUGAUAACCAAGCAGUUAUAAUCGAGUUGCCAAAUGGCUCAACGGAAAAGAUUGCGGUUCGCGAUAAACUCGACUUGACAGUGCGUGAUCUUAAAGUCACUUGCGAGCUGCAGUUUGGAAUCCCUUGUAAUCUGCAACAACUCUGCGCAUUAGAAAGUCCAGGCCAGGAGCUGAGCGACUGGUCGCCACUCAAAGAAACUAUCCAAACGAUCGGAGAUGUUGUCAUUGUUGUUCAAGUACCCGUGUGGUGGAACAAGUUUAUUUGCGUUUCCUUGAACAAUGAAAUCGAGAACGUUUGCAUAAGAGCUAAGCUUCCUAUGCAACAGAUCAGCAAAGAGGAAAGAUUAUUCGUCGCCUUUUUCAUCGCCUGCUGUCGAGGCCACGAAAAAUUGCUUGAGAGACUCCAAACUCUAGACAUUGAGUUCGACCACCACGGAGCAACCGAGGCGGGCAGAAAUCUUUUCCACGCUGCAGCGGCAAGUGGGAAUGUAAACUGCGUGGAGUUCGUAGCCAAACAUUUGAUCAAGCCAGCGAAGGAGAUCUUAACAAUGCUUGACACAAAUAGAGAGACUCCGAUUGAUAUUGCACGCAGAUUAAAUCACCACGAUGCGGAAAGAUUGCUUUAUAAAUACAUGUACAAUGAGAAGGGUGCGCGACAUGAGCGCAAUUCCACCGAAUCUGGAAUCGAUUUGAGCGAAGAGUGUAGGUCAGAGGAGUCAGAUGACUCCUCAGAAGAGAAACAAGCUCAAGAAGAAAACAUUUCCGCCCUCGAAGCACCGCACACUAGCAAAAGUGCGAGCUCCGGGGAGACCAAAAUUGUUGCUCUCGAGAACGAGGAAUUAGUGAUCACAGAGUGUGACGAGGGCUUGAGUUUUUCUGGAGAGUCGAGAUCUCAGAAGGAACCACCCCCGAAUCCAGUCAAAUCUCAAACUGGUGCGGGGAACUACAGCCCUCAGCAGGUGCAGAGAACAAGUCCAUGCUCCUCGGAAAGCUCGGACGAAUCGUGCAGGAUUUCCCCGAGGCUAAACAGACCGCAAACUCUCAACGUACAGUCCAAUCAACACUUGCUUCAACGGAGAUUUAAGGAAGUUGAUCCGCGCAGGCCGAAGAGCGCGCGAACGGUUCGGUACCCGAAGAUCCACCUUGACGAGGAAGAAGUUGACGAAAACGACAAUCACCUUCCUCCUUUAGAAGUUCAAACGCGCCUAAACCAUGCUCCAGGAAACACGCUUAGUUUAGCCGCGUCACCUUUGCAGCAGAGGAGGCUCAAACAAGCUGUUGUCCGGACUAACAACAAUCCGAACACUCCCCCGUCGAAGCAACUAUUGAGUACCUCGAACGAAACACCUGGCCCCGAGGAAAUGAUCACGAAAAGCGCGCCUGGGUCUCCACAGAGUCCUCGACGAUCGUUCAAGCCCUCGAUGAAGGCUUUUAAUGCCGGCAGCAUCUCGCCGGUUUCACCUCAAAUGGCGCGAGUGCUGGCAAAUAGACGUGGGUCUGAGCCACUCGCGGCUCUAGGCGGGACAAACGGCAUACGAUUCCCUCGGAGUAGAAGAGAAGCUAUCAUCACAGGUGAUCCACAUGGUGAGAGUAAAGCGCAGGUUAACUCUCCCAUAAUGUUCAGAAGAAGCAAGGCAAGAUCGAUUUGCGAGGUAAGCCUAGCAGAUUCCCUCCGAGAACAUCGUUGUUUCAAAGAUAUGGACGAGGAAGAACGACUUGACCGGCCCUGGAAUGCGUGGAUUGCAGUUAGAAAAGAAUCACUGCAGCCUAUGAACCAAGAAUCUGCGCCGGACCCGAACAAUCCGCGGAGAAUGUCAUUUCAACAAUGGAUAUCCGAAAAAGAGCUUAAUCACUUGAGGAACCUCUUCGCAAACGCGCAGGAGGAAGCGAAGACGAACGAAAAACAAGCUAAGCUACUCAAGGGGAAAUCGUUCGAGGAGUGGAUGGAGGAUAAGCAGAGAGAACUCGAAAGGGAGAAAGAAAGGGAAAAAGAUAUAGAAAGCCAACAAAAACUCGAGCAAGACAAGAAAUACCACCGAAGGAGGAUGUCUCAGGCCGAGUACAGCAAAUGGCUGAUGCAGAAAGAGAGGGACGCCUUGCUAAUGGAAGAGAAGAAGGAACAGCUGGCGAAACAGCAACACGAACUUAUGAAAAAGAAGUGGGAGGAACAAGAUGAGCUGAAGAAAAACUGUAAACAGACGGUGGGCCGAACGCAGAGCUUGCCUGUGGAAGAACGAGCAGUGCCGCGCCCAGGAUUAAAUAAACAUAGAUUUAAAACUGUAAAGUAAGUUUUGCUGUUGGUGUAGGUAGGUGCAUGCCUUUUAGUAAGUAGUGUAAAACAGUGGUUUUCUGAUGCUUUUCUGUAUUUCCAACAGUUCGUGCUUCUGCAGCCUAGUUCUCUGACUGGUCCAAAACUCUCGUGCAGUGUUCUUUUACCAAUCAGAGCAGAGAAGUAAUAGUAUUUGCCAAUUAGAUUCAGUUAGAGCACAACUUAACCACGUGCACGUGAUUUUUCCCGCGCUUGCAACUGCGGGUGUCAUGUGUGUCUCCUUGGCGUUUUGAUUGGUUUAGCUUUGCGAUUUUAAGGCUUCGUCUUCGUUUCAAAUAAUGCUAGUACGUUUAGGUGAUGUCGCAGGCAUCGCGAAUGUGAAAAUCUAUACUAAAAGUAAAUUGAAA